CUUCAGCUGUUUUUCAUUCCGAUUUCUGUUGAUUUCGCGACCAGUUUGCUUUAGUUUUAAUCCGUUGUUUUUAAUUUUAAAUAAACUUAAGUUCAGAAUGCUUCGUCGAUUGGUGGGAAAUAGCAAUUUGGGUCCCCGAUAUUCAGCCUCUUUAAAGGCCAUAGCGUGCUACUCAACGUCGGGAAAACAGCGAAAUGGCAAGAUCUACGAGUCGGCCAUCGACGCCGUAUCCGAUGUCCAGGAUGGCGCCAAGAUCCUUUUCGGAGGAUUCGGAAUCUGCGGUAUUCCGGAGAAGAUGAUUAACGCCCUCAAGCAGAAGGGAGUCAAGAACAUCACUGGUGUUUCCAAUAACGGAGGUGUGGAUGACACCGGACUUGGCGUUUUGAUCAAGCAGAAGCAGGUGGCCAAGGUGAUUGGCUCGUAUGUGGGUGAGAACACCGAGCUAGUUCGUCAAUAUCUAGAAGGAGAACUGGCCGUGGAACUCACUCCCCAGGGAACCUUGGCGGAGAAGAUCCGAGCUGGAGGAGCCGGCAUUCCCGCCUUCUACACGCCCACUGGCUAUGCCACCCUCGUCCAGGAAGGCGGUGCACCCAUUAAAUACUCCAAGGAUGGCAAAGUGGAGAUUGCCAGCGAGAAGAAACCAGUGAAGGAAUUCAAUGGAAGGAACUAUGUGAUGGAGGAGUCGAUAUUUGCGGACUUCGCUUUUGUCAAGGCCCAAAAGGCAGAUCCCUUGGGCAACCUGGUGUUCAACAAGGCGGCGAGAAACUUCAAUGCACCCAUGUGCAGGGCAGCCAAGAUCACCGUGGCCGAAGUGGAGGAGAUAGUGCCCAUUGGAGCGCUCUCCCCCGAUGAGAUCCACAUUCCCGGAAUCUAUGUCAACCGCAUCUUCAAGGGCACCAAUUACAACAAGCGAGUGGAGCGCUUGAGGAUCACGGAACCCAAGGAUCCCAGCAAACCCGUCCCGCCACCCAAUCCUGCCCAGGCGUUGCGGGAACGAAUUGCCCGACGAGUGGCUCUGGAGUUCCGCGACGGCAUGUACGCCAAUCUGGGCAUCGGCAUUCCCGUCCUCUCCUCCAACUACAUCCCGAAAGGCAUGAGCGUGAUGCUGCAGUCGGAGAAUGGCAUCCUGGGUCUGGGUCCCUUCCCCACCAAGGAUCAGGUGGAUCCGGACUUGAUCAAUGCCGGAAAGGAGAGUGUCACUGUGGUGCCUGGCGCCUCAUACUUCGGCUCUGACGACAGCUUCGCCAUGAUCCGAGGUGGUCACGUGGACAUGACCAUUCUGGGCGCCAUGGAGGUGUCGGCCACUGGAGAUCUGGCCAACUGGAUGAUUCCUGGCAAACUGGUUAAGGGCAUGGGUGGUGCCAUGGAUCUGGUGGCUGCUCCGGGUAGCAAGGUUAUCAUCACCAUGGAGCACAAUGCCCGCGAUGGCUCUCCCAAGAUCCUGGAGACCUGCUCCCUGCCCCUCACCGGCAAGGGUGUCAUCGAUCUGAUCAUCUCCGAGAAGGCUGUUUUCGAGGUGGAAAAGGGAGUGGGCUUGACUCUGAUCGAAGUGACCGAGGGUUACACCGUGGACGACAUCAUCGCCAGCACUGGCGCCAAGUUCACCGUGUCCCCCAAUGUCAAGCAGAUGGGCCAGAUUCCAGUCUGAUGAACCGCAUGCCGAUGGCCCGGAAACGUGCUGCAAUACCUCCACUUGAGUGAUAAACGAGUGCAUUUAUUUUUUGUUGAUCGUGUGACAAGAACAUUUCUGUUGUUAAAAUAUAUAGACCGUAUCGAA
This is a messenger RNA of Drosophila ficusphila, 1777 nucleotides long. RefSeq names its product succinyl-CoA:3-ketoacid-coenzyme A transferase, mitochondrial (gene SCOT). Lineage: Eukaryota; Metazoa; Arthropoda; Insecta; Diptera; Drosophilidae. The transcript has 4 exons. Gene Ontology annotation, biological process: ketone body catabolic process. The record is from RefSeq and is a predicted model, not a curated record. The coding region runs from base 98 to 1648 and encodes 516 amino acids. Gene Ontology annotation, molecular function: succinyl-CoA:3-oxo-acid CoA-transferase activity. Gene Ontology annotation, cellular component: mitochondrion.